This is a messenger RNA of Cuscuta epithymum, 514 nucleotides long. Lineage: Eukaryota; Viridiplantae; Streptophyta; Magnoliopsida; Solanales; Convolvulaceae. The record is from the annotation of a GenBank genome assembly.
AUUAUCACACUCUUAAUAACAUCUUUUUCACUAAGUGUUCAUACUAUACUUUCUCUCCCUGAUCUUCUGCUUAUUUCCUUCCAUAUUAUAACACGUUAUCAGCACGAAUUUGCUCCAAAUCCUGGAAUCAUCAUCUUCCCAGCAGUUUAAUGGCACAUAUUAGCAAAAGAGAGUUCGACGUCCUUGAUUUAUCUGGCCAAAAGUAUUUGGAAUGGAAAGUCGACGCUUUGGCACAUUUGAAAGCAAAUGCCCUUGAAAAUACAAUUGCUGAAAAUAAUUCAGCCACUCCCCAAAAUAAGGCAAAAGCCAUCAUCUUUCUUCGCCAUCAUCUUCAUGAAAGUUUGAAAUCUGAGUAUUUAUUGGUAGAUGACCCUAAAGAAUUAUGGGAUAAUCUCCAAGAAAGGUAUGGCCAUCAACAAAAGGUCCUUUUACCAAAAGCUCAAUAUGACUGGAUCAAUUUACGAUUCCAGGAUUACAAAUCUGUAAGUGACUACAAUUCUGCUUUGUUCCAAAU